GGGCGGCCUGGGGCGCGCGCUCUGCCGCCGCUUGGCGCGCGCGGGAGCUCUGGUGGCGGCUUCGGACCAGAACGAGGCUGCAGCGCGGGAAACGCUGCGCGCGCUCCUCCCCCCCCCUCCCCCCCCCCGCGCCGGGUCACGUGGCCCUGGCGGCCGACGUGACGUCAGCGGAGGGGGUGAGGACACUGCUGAGGAGGGUGCAGGAGCACUUUGGGGCCCCCCCCAAUGCAUGUGUGGGAUGUGCUGGGAUCACUCGGGAUCAGUUCCUGCUCCGCAUGGGGGAGAGGGAAUUCCGGGAGGUGCUGGACGUCAACCUGCUGGGCUCGUUCCUGCUGUCCCAGGCUCUGGCUGAGGCUCUUGUGACCUCAGGGGCUCCUGGUGCCCUCCCUGGUGCUGGUGGGCAGCAUCGUGGGCAAGGCUUCAUUGUCACCCCCAUGACCAGCACUGUGCCCCCCAAGGUGCUGAGCAAGUUCGCAGGCAUGGUGCCAUUGGGAAGACUGGGGCAGCCUGAUGAUGUUGCUGACGUCAUCGAAUUCCUGGUGUCCGACCGGAGCAGCUACAUAACAGGAGCCAGUGUGGAGGUGACAGGCGGUCUCUUCAUGUGAGGAAUCCCCUCCCCCAUCAAUAAAUCCGUAUACGUCAGA
Molecule: messenger RNA, 644 nt
Organism: Melopsittacus undulatus (budgerigar)
Lineage: Eukaryota; Metazoa; Chordata; Aves; Psittaciformes; Psittaculidae
Gene: HSD17B8
Product: hydroxysteroid 17-beta dehydrogenase 8
Exons: 7
Coding region: 276-605 (109 amino acids)
Source: RefSeq, a predicted model, not a curated record